AUGCUGAAGUAUGAAUGCAGGCUCCAUUCAAGAGUGUAUCCUGCGGAAGGGGAGCUUGUGAUAGCAAGGGUUUCGUCGAUCGAUACCGAUGGGCUUACCUUGGAUCUGCUGGAGUAUGGAGAUGUGCAAGGGCUUGUGCUGCUGGGCGAGCUGUCGAAGAAGAGGGUAAGAACAAUCCAACAGGUAACAAAGGUUGGGUGUGUUGAGGUAUGCCUUGUGACAAAGGUGGACGAGAAGAAGGGGCAUAUAGACUUGAGCAUGUCAAAGGUUACAGACAGCGAGAAGGCGUCGUGCAAGGAAGCAAGCGCAAGAAAUAAGCUGGCAUAUUAUAUUAUGGCGAAGGCGUCAAGAAGGCUGGGAAUCCCUACCUCUGAGCUGUAUGAGAAGAUGGGAUACGGUAAGGAGGACGAGUACGGAUCGCUGUAUUGUUUUUUUGCAAAGGCCAAGGACAACGAGGGGAUUCUUGCUGACGAUGAGAUUGGAAUGACGAUCAAGGAUCUGAUAAAGGAACAAUUCCAGGCAUCUACAUACAAAGUGCGUGCAGAUGUUGAUGUGCUGUGUGCAGCGAAGGGAGGCGUGAAAGCAAUAAAGAAUGCAUUUGAGGAUGCAAUGUCGAUUGAUCCGAAGCUGGAGUUCAGUCUUACAAAGACACCGACGUAUUCGAUCACACGUGUGUCCAGCAGCAAGGACAGGGCAUAUGAGUCUGUGAGCAGGGCAUGCGAAGCCCUAGUGCAGAGGAUUGCUAGAGAAGGAGGCACGGCGACAGUGGUGAGCCAGGCAAAGCUGUAUGGAGAGAAGACAAGGCAUAGCCUGCUGAACUUUGAAGAUGAAGAGAAACCGCUGUCUGGCGAAGAUUCAGACAAUGACGAGGAAGAUUCUGAAGAAUAA
Molecule: messenger RNA, 888 nt
Organism: Ordospora pajunii
Lineage: Eukaryota; Fungi; Microsporidia; Ordosporidae
Product: putative eukaryotic translation initiation factor 2
Exons: 1
Coding region: 1-888 (295 amino acids)
Biological process (GO): translational initiation
Molecular function (GO): ribosome binding; translation initiation factor activity; RNA binding
Source: RefSeq, a predicted model, not a curated record